Messenger RNA from Salarias fasciatus (jewelled blenny), 2690 nucleotides. RefSeq names its product zinc finger protein 365 (gene znf365). Gene Ontology annotation, biological process: regulation of neuron projection development; telomere maintenance; regulation of double-strand break repair via homologous recombination. The record is from RefSeq and is a predicted model, not a curated record. Lineage: Eukaryota; Metazoa; Chordata; Actinopteri; Blenniiformes; Blenniidae.
CCUGACUGAAUGACAUCAUGCGUGCUGCCGUCCAGCUGCGACAUGGCCCCGUGUCGGUGUAGCGGAGUGUAGCGGAGUGCAGCGGGGCUCCGGGAGGCUUCUGACCGGGACAGAGGCUCCCUCUGACGGCCUCACGCUGCGGGAACCCGCGGCCUUCAGUGAUGCAGCAGAAACUUUGCUCCAGAGGUUUCCUCCUGGAGAGGAACGGCCAGGCGUGCGGCGCCGUCGCCGACCCCGCCCACUCCUGCGACCUCCCGUUCCGCUGCCCGCGCUGCGGCGAGCAGGAGCGUUUCCGCAGCCUGGGCUCGUUGCGCGCCCACCUGGAGUACCGGCACUCGUACCGCUCGCCGGACGUCCUCGCCGGCGGCUUCAGCAUCACGGGGAAGCUCCCCGACCCGCUGACGGCCUCCAUCCCCUGGCACGACAUGAGCCUCCCGACCCGCAGGGGGCAGCACGGCGGCGCCGGCAGGCCGCCGCACACCCGCUCCCUCAGCGACAGCAGGGACAGCGGCUACCUGCCCGGCUACGGCUCCGUCAGGCGGCGCACGCAGAGCGUCGGGGUGGGGACGCAGGCUGAGGACGAGGCGGACGACGACGAAGACGAGGAGGAUGAUGAUGAGGAGGAGGAGGAGGAGGGUGGGACAGACGAGGACGAAGACGACGAUGGGAGCAGAAAUGACCAAGAUAUCAAACUGGUUCACAAAAGGUCUGAGCAUUGCCACCACCACCCUCAACCACCAUCACCCUCCCAUUCCCCCCGCCCGCCCCCCUGGGACCCCCCGCCCGACCCCGACCCCGACCUGGAGCUGGACCUGGUGGAGCAGAGCUCGUACUCCGGGCUGGAGACGGCGGCGGCCUCGGCGGCGGUGCGGCGGCGCCUCGCCAGCAUCCUGCGCGCGGCCGACAGCACCAUGCAGCGCCGCCUGGCCAAUGUGAGCACGGAGCUGGCCCAGACGGACACGGAGCUGCUGUGCGAGCGCGCCCACUCGCAGCACCUGGCCCAGGAGAGGCAGGAGGUGGCGGACAGGGAGCGCUCGCUGAGCCGGCAGGUGGACGUGGCCGUCAUGGUGAUCGCGGCGCCGGAGCAGCUCAACGCCUCGGAGAACGAGCUGGAGCGUAGAGAGAGGGAGGUGAUCACCAUCCAGAACUUGGAGGCGGCGGCCCGACAGGAGACGUGCGGCAUCCGAAUCCAGCGCUUCAUCGAGAACCUGCUGAGACGCAUCGCGCUGGCGGAGAGGCUGGUGGAGUACUACCAAGUCAACGAGCCCCCACAGUGCAACCACUACAGGCACCAGCAGCAGACUGAUAACGGUUCCCACAGAAUCACGAAAAGCAGGUCUGCCGGAGGUCACCUGUCCUCGUCUGGUCUCCAUGACAACAGGAACCAGUCCUGCUUCCAGCUGGGGGGCCGUCCUCCGUCCUCCAAAGCGGACCGGGAGCGGGAGCACCGGGAGCGGCUGGCUCAGCUGUCCAGGCUGUCUGUCGGCCCGAAACACCGAGACGACAUCUGGAACCACCAGCGCCGCGCUGUCGGCGGGUUACGAGGCCUAGACCAGGAGGGGCGGACCAGGACGGGGGGGGCAGAGGCCUCUGUGCAGCAGGUUACAGCUGCCGAUCUAAAACCUCCAAACAUACUGUCUUUUCUGGACUGUAAGUCAACUCUGUGAAGGAAUUCAGCACCAAGAGUGAGACGUCUGUGUGUGAGUCCAGUUAUUCCAGAUCAUAAUCAUCCUGUUCCAGAACCUUCUUUUUAGGCACGAUGAAGCCUUCACCAGAAACAAGUUUCUUUUCUAGGAACUCUAAAGCUUUCUGUUAUAAGUUUUUAAAAAAAGGCUACUUAAUGUCCAUUAAACCGGUGAUAGUCUUGUCAGUUAUAUCUACAGUCCCAGCACGAAAACCGAAAGAUUUCAGCCUUUUGAAUUAAAUCCUGAUCAUUUUGGCUUUUUGGAUCAGAAAAGUAUGAAGAAAAAACCAAUUUAUGCUUAAAUGAUCAAGAAUCACAGAAUAAAGGUUUUAAAGAUUCCAGUUUAUUGGAUAAUAUACACAACCUAACUAUUUGAAUUAAAUUCAUGUAUUUUUGGAGAUAACCUGUGUUACCUGUGGAGGACGCCACCCGUAGACAAUUGUUAAUACAACCUUUCAAAGGUUCCGUGAUUUGUAAAGUAUUAUUCCUGUUUAUAUGUUUUAGUGAUGAAAUAAUCUGUGAAUUAUUUCCCCCAACCAGUGGAAAAAAAAAAUCUAAAGAAAUUAUAUUUUAGGAUUUUGUAUGUUGGGUAGUGAGAGAUUCACAUGUUUGAUGACUCGUCCUGCUCUGGUGGGCGUGUCCUCACAUUGCAGCCAAUAGAAAAGCUUGAAUUCUUAAGCCCCGCCCCUCAUUGUGACACAGAUGCUGUUUGGUGAGUUUCCUUCACCAAUGACCAUUUUUGACUGAAGUGUCAAAAAAGUGUGAAACACUUUUGGAAAAAAAAACACUUUAAAUUUACAGAAUUAAAAAGCACUUUAACUGACUUUCCAGAGGCCUUUUAGGUCUAAAGCUGCUUGUUUCUUGAGAGCCACAUGAGGAUUUCACCGUUUUAAAACCAAACUUAGCAGCCAGUCUGUUGCAGUGAAAAUAUUUUUACUCUCCAGUAGAAUCAAAGUGUAUGAGGAACAAAAGCGCACCAAGAGCAGAUCCUUGUGGGACGCCACUU